UCAGUGUAACCACCACCAAGUACCAUGUGUUGGAAGCAGGAACUCCCCGCGUCGCACGUGCCUCUUGAAAGAAAUUGAGGCAUAUAUAAGAAAGGACCCCCACACACUUACACAUAUAUAAAGAACGAAAAAUCCACUAACAGCAGCAAGCUUAUCUCUGCAGCAUUGAACACCAAUUGAACACCAAUCUGCAGCAUUGAACACCAAUUCAACGCCAAUGGGUCAUGAAGAGAAAAAAUCCCAAGAAAACAAAGUGGAGGAGAAAAAAGUAGAAGAAGAAGAAAAGAAAGAAGAAGAGAAAAAAUCAGAUGAGAAGAAAUUCAAGGAGAAAUCUGCGCCGCCAGAAAUCGUGCUUAAAGUGUUCAUGCAUUGUGAAGGUUGUGCUCGCAAGGUUCGUCGCUCCCUCAAAGGAUUCCCAGGGGUCGAAGAUAUACUCACAGAUUGUAAGUCUCACAAGGUGGUCGUGAAAGGAGAAAAAGCGGAUCCGCUGAAGGUUCUAGAGAGAGUACAGAGGAAAAGCCAUAGAAAGGUUGAACUUCUCUCUCCGAUUCCAAAGCCACCCGCGGAGGAGGCGAAAAAACCCCAGGAGGAAGAAAAGCCCAAACCAGAGGAGAAUAAACAAGAGCCUCAGGUUAUCACGGUUGUUCUUAAAGUUCACAUGCAUUGCGAAGCUUGCGCCCAGGAAAUCAAGAGACGCAUCGAGAAAAUGAAAGGGGUGGAAUCAGCGGAACCGGAUCUAAAGAAAUCGGAGGUGAGCGUGAAGGGGGUGUUCGAGACAGCGAAGUUGGUAGAGCACGUGUACAAGAGGACAGGGAAGCAUGCAGUGAUAGUGAAGGAAGAGCCAGAGAAGAGAGAAGAAGAAGAAGAAGAAGCAAAAGAAGAGAAGAAAGCAGAGGAAGAAGGUGAGAAGAAGAAUGAGAAGGGGAGUGGUGAGGGAGAAGAAAACAAGGAGAAAAAGGGAGAGGGUGAAGCCAAAGCAGAAGAGGAAUCCAAAGAAGAAACCGCAGUGUUGGAGCUGAAAAAGAGUGAGUAUUAUUACAACCCACCACCGAGGUAUGGCAUGGAGUUCUAUGCCUCCUACCCUGGACCAUCGUACCCGCCUCAGAUCUUCAGUGAUGAGAACCCCAAUGCCUGUUCUGUCAUGUAAAAAUGGUGGAAUGUCAGGGGUAAUACUGGAACUUUGGGGGAAUUAUGGAAUUUGAGUGAGUGAUUGAUUGGCAUUGCCUCCUGAGAUAGAUGUGCCCUACUCCUUCUUCUUCUGUACUUUUCCCCUAAUAUCAAAAAGUUAAAUGAAAUCUACAGAUAAGCUGUAGAGUUUUGUAAUGCCUCUACUUUUUUCCUAAAUUGUUGUUAAUAUGUAUAUGGAAAUAUAAGUGAAAGUAAUUACAGUUCUUCUUUUAUUA
Messenger RNA from Glycine soja, 1403 nucleotides. RefSeq names its product heavy metal-associated isoprenylated plant protein 7-like. Gene Ontology annotation, molecular function: metal ion binding. The record is from RefSeq and is a predicted model, not a curated record. The transcript has 5 exons. Lineage: Eukaryota; Viridiplantae; Streptophyta; Magnoliopsida; Fabales; Fabaceae. The coding region runs from base 218 to 1147 and encodes 309 amino acids.